This is a messenger RNA of Owenia fusiformis, 1585 nucleotides long. Lineage: Eukaryota; Metazoa; Annelida; Polychaeta; Sabellida; Oweniidae. The record is from the annotation of a GenBank genome assembly.
UAUAUUUGUUUGAUAUCUUUAUAUGUGUCCAGUGAAUGUUGCAAUUUGGAUUGUAUUUCUACUGUUUCAUGUGUUUGUGUAGUGAAUAUAGUGUUUUUCUAUCGUUGAAUCGCCAAUCACACAGGGGUCUCUUUUGUUACUGUAGCGACCGCCGCCAUGUAAACAUCAAUACACGGAUCGAAUCACAAUUCACGGCGAAGCUGAAAGAAUUACACGUAUUUCUAAUAUAAACCGAAUAAAAAUCAGCAAAAUAGUAGAAAAGUAGAAAAAUGGCAACCCAAGUAAGAGGAAUACAGGAUGAGAAACCAUGGUUUUACACAGCAACAGGACUUUUAGGCGAUAAACGUGACACAAUGUUGGACAAUCAACUUUUGUUGAGGCCCGAGCUUGGUCGUCCACUAGAGAGGGGAUACUCUGUCCCUAAAAGCUUUACAUUUGGUCGACCAAAUGGUCUGAAAGAUGGUGGAGCAUCAGAGGCACUUCGAGGUUGGACCAGUUCAAUCACACUGCCUUUACACAGACAGAAAGAACUUAAAACAGAAAGAGACUUUAUAGGACUUAACAAAGCAGCUGUUCAAGCUGGUCUUAUCUCAGCCCCAGAACAAUAUCACUUUAGAGCUUCACAUGAUGUCAGAAGAAAUGUUGCGACAGAAGAAAAGAGUAAAACACGAUCCAGACGGUUACCACCCACCAUGGUGUUUGGUAUAUCAACAAGACCUUCCACUCCAGUAUUCGACCUUCUAGAACACAAAUACCAAGAUAAAUGGCUAGCAGAAAGACGAGCGGCUGAUCUAGCCAAGCGAAAGAAUGAACAAGACACUAAAAGAACCACUGGGAAAGUUUAUGAAACUAGGGCUUCCCUUCUUAGAACAUACCAAAAUCCAGUUGAACCAGCUCCCUUAUGGCAGAUGCCCAGAUUCAGUAGAAAUGCCCAUCCACACUUAGAAACAUUCCGUAAUGACAAUCUCAAAACAUCUGCAUUCAAACACCAUGAAAGUGAUGGUAUUUCAAGGAAAGGCGCAUUUGCACAUGGAAUAUAUGAGCCAGCCAAAAGUUAAUACAAUGGAACAAUAUUAGACUAUUACAAAUUAACAUUAACACCAUCUACAUAAUUACAUCUAUACAAUAUAGAUGGCGUAAACAACACUUGCCUUGAAAACAGACAAUCUUUUUACUAGCAGUGACCUCUAUAAUGAAAUGUAAAAAUUAUUUUCAUGAGCAUUUUUAUUUAGAUUUUUACAGUAAUGAUGUUUCCUUUUAGAUCCUCAAUAUGAAUUUUUAAUUGAUGGAACUUAAAUUUUAGCAAGUUUUUAUCCAAUUAAACUGCAAUAUGUAUAUAGUUUAUGUAAAUAGUACUAUAAAGGUGUAUGUAUUGUAUAUAUUAUCAGUGAAUCAAAUGGACAAAAGUAUUAUAUGGAUUUCUGGAUAUAUCUAGAGAUGCAAAGAUGUAUGUUGCCUAGUUGAAUUGGAAAUAUUCUUCAGUUCAAAUAAAGGAACUGCAUUUGUUUUGUAAGAGAAAACCUUAAAGGGUUUAUUGUUUUUUAAAAUAAUAUAAAUAAAUGAUAUAAUUUAUUAAAAAAUAUAA